This is a messenger RNA of Raphanus sativus (radish), 1597 nucleotides long. Its product is annotated as serine/threonine-protein kinase STN8, chloroplastic. NCBI's taxonomy places the organism in Eukaryota, Viridiplantae, Streptophyta, Magnoliopsida, Brassicales, Brassicaceae. The transcript has 3 exons. The coding region runs from base 83 to 1522 and encodes 479 amino acids. Gene Ontology annotation, molecular function: ATP binding; protein kinase activity. Gene Ontology annotation, biological process: protein phosphorylation. The record is from RefSeq and is a predicted model, not a curated record.
UCAAGUGUAGUCUCACCAUCACCACAUACACAAAGGGGAUGGAGAUAAGAUUGUUGGGGAAGAAGAAGAAGAAGAAGGAAAGAUGGCCUCUUCUCUUUUCUCCCCAGUGAGCACCGGCUCAUUUCUCAAAUGCCGUUUCUCCCCUCCCACUCUCACACAGCUUUCAUCAUCCCAGAAAAACAACAGCAUGAGAUGCAGCUUUUCUCCCGAGGACUACUACAUUCCUGCUGUUGAUUUUGUUGGCCAGUCUCUCUCUGCAUUGAAUGAUACACAGAAAUGGGCAUCCUUUUCAUCAGCCGGACUUGUGUGGUUUUACCUGACGGCGAGGCCUGGUGUUCUAGUCGGCGCCAUUGACGCAUAUCUCCUGGCUCCACUCCAGCUUGGCAUUGACACUCUGAUUGGGACAAGGAGGUUUAAGAGGUCGGAUUUCUUGGUGGCAGAGAAGCUUGGAGAAGGCUCAUUCGGAGUGGUGUAUUCAGGGGUCCUUCUCCCAAAGAAUUCUUCAAGUGUUGUUGAUGAGCAGCGGAUUAUGAACAAGGCUACACUUAAAUCUUCUUCUUUGGGGGAUUUUAAGGAGAGGGUUAUUCUCAAGAAGGUUAAGCUUGGGGUUCGAGGUGCUCAGGACUUCGGCGAGUACGAAGAGUGGUUCAACUACAGACUCUCUAGGGCUGCUCCUGACACCUGCGCUGAGUUUCUCGGUAGCUUUGUCGCCGACAAGACCAAUACUGUCUUUACAAAAGGCGGCAAAUGGCUCGUCUGGAGGUUCGAGGGAGACCGUGAUCUGGGUGAUUACAUGAAAGAUAGGAGCUUCCCUUCAAAUCUGGAGUCCAUCAUGUUUGGGCGUGUUCUUCAAGGUGUGGAAUCUGUGAAACGUCGUGCACUCAUCAUUAAGCAGAUCAUGCGCCAGAUCAUUACAUCUCUCAGGAAGAUCCACGAUACUGGCAUUGUUCACAGGGACGUGAAGCCCGCCAACUUGGUGGUUACAAAGAAGGGCCAGAUUAAGCUCAUUGACUUUGGUGCUGCUGCUGAUCUUCGCAUCGGCAAGAAUUACAUCCCUGAGCGCACAUUGCUAGAUCCUGACUACUGUCCUCCUGAGCUCUAUGUCCUCCCCGAGCAAACUCCAACUCCUCCUCCCGAGCCUAUUGCCGCUUUGCUUUCCCCCAUUCUCUGGCAGUUGAACAGUCCGGAUCUGUUUGAUAUGUAUUCUGCUGGGAUAGUGCUUCUGCAAAUGGCGGUUCCUACCAUAAGAUCUUCUGCGGGUCUGAAGAAUUUCAAUCUUGAGAUCAAGUCUGUUCAAUAUGACCUUAAUAGAUGGCGUGACAGGACUCGGACUAGGCCUGACUUGAGCAUCCUUGAUCUGGACUCUGGCAGAGGCUGGGACCUCGUCACUAAACUUAUAUCCGAGAGAGGUUCUCUGAGACGCGGACGCCUUUCUGCCGCUGCUGCUCUCAGACACCCUUAUUUUUUAUUGGCUGGUGAUCAAGCUGCCGCUGUUCUUUCUAAGCUUAGUUUCACCAAGUAAUUUCUUCUUUUCAUGUAAAUAUUGUUAUGUACACAACUCUCUUCCUUGAAUAUAAAUACUACUCUUUUUUUUUUC